Messenger RNA from Sphaerodactylus townsendi, 1824 nucleotides. RefSeq names its product claudin 2 (gene CLDN2). Gene Ontology annotation, biological process: calcium-independent cell-cell adhesion; bicellular tight junction assembly. The record is from RefSeq and is a predicted model, not a curated record. Bases 362 to 1048 code for a protein of 228 amino acids. Gene Ontology annotation, cellular component: plasma membrane; bicellular tight junction. NCBI's taxonomy places the organism in Eukaryota, Metazoa, Chordata, Lepidosauria, Squamata, Sphaerodactylidae. The transcript has 2 exons. Gene Ontology annotation, molecular function: structural molecule activity.
CAAAGCUGCAGCCAACAAUCAGAAUGGCCUUAUCCCUCAGGCCCUAACCCUCUCUUUGUUCCAGGCAGACACCCUCUCCCACCCAUGGCUGGCCGACUCCCGUCCAAUGCUCAGCUCAUCCCAGGAACCACAACUCUCAAGCUACCACUAUAACCUUUUCUCCCCCUCACUCCAACCCACGCUGAGAACAGGAUACAAGGACCCAGAAUCCAGGACGGAGAUAGACAAGAGCAGACAGAAAGAAGAGGCUGCACCCCAGGAGUCACUCCACACAAGAUUGGAAACUAGAUGAGCAGGGAGGGGGAAAGAGCACGCCAUUGACGAAGGACCAGACGUCGAAAGAGAACAAGAAGCAGCAAAAAUGGUCUCUGUCGGCCUCCAGCUUGUGGGGUACGUGUUUGGCCUCUUGGGUUUGUUGGGUGCCUUGAUAGCCAUGCUCCUGCCCAGCUGGAGAACCAAUUCCUAUAUUGGCGCAAGCAUUGUUACAGCCGUUGGCUUCUCCAAGGGACUCUGGAUGGAGUGUGCCACUUACAGCACGGGCAUCACCCAGUGUGACUUCUACAGCUCUCUGCUCAACUUGCCCGCUGACACCCAAGCAGCCCAGGCACUGAUGGCCACCUCCAUCGCAGUCUCCUUCUUGGCUUCCAUCAUUUGCGUCCCGGGGAUGCGAUGCACCAUCUUUUCGCAGGGCUCUCCUGUCAAGGACCGGAUAGCUGUGAUUGGAGGGGUGGCCUUUGCGGUUGGGGGGCUGCUCUGCUUCAUCCCUGUGGUGUGGAAUAUCCAUGUGAUCCUCCGUGACUUCUACAACCCCAUUGUGCACGACGGCAUGAAGUUUGAGAUUGGGGAAGCUCUCUACCUGGGCAUCCUCUCCUCCCUCAUCUCCCUCAUUGGCGGCCUCAUCCUCUGUGCCUCCUGUUCGCCUCGGGACUCACACACAACUUCUUACAGUCCUUACCGUGCUAGAACCUUGGGAAACAGAAACGCACCACCGCCUGACAUGACUCAAAAGACCGAGUUAAAUGCUUAUAAUCUGACUGGCUACGUGUAACAGCAACUGGACUUAGAAACCAGAGGUGCUCAAGUAGUACCUCUGCUGCCCUCUCAUCAUGUAGAUAAACUGAACAGGUAAGGUAUUCUUCCUGCCAUCUUCUUUAUGAGGCACAACUUACCACCAAAGCCCUGAUUUCUCCCAGACCCUGUUGCCAACACUGCAUGGUGCGUUGCUUGCACCCUUUGAGGUUCUCUGAGGACAUCAAAGCUAAAUUUCCUUGGGGAAAAAGCUGUCCCAGAUCCUGAGGGGCAGAGCAAUGUGAACUGUACUCGGCAUCUUCAAGGCAACAAGCUGCUAGUCAGAGACAUUUGCCAAAUUUCAGCGGCUGUUGCUACCUUAAUGGACAUACAGGACUACCCUGUCCCUUACAGAAGACAUUGGAAUAGAGAGAGGGUGGAAGAGAAGGAGCAGCCUGAAGUGAUAUGCAGGAAUUUGCAAUUCUAAAGGAAGUUUUCUACAUUUCAGUAGAAGGGGAGAAAAAAAUGUUGGCUUGAACUGUAAUCCAGGAAGAUAUGUUGUCUAUAGAGUGGUCAACACAACUGAAAGCCCACUGCCUAUGCCUGUACAGUGGGUGACUGAGAAUGUGAUCCCCCCUCACUCUUGGCAGAACCCCAGCACUCUCCCAGUGCAGCCAGACUAGAUGGCCCUGUGCCCAUUUGCUUGCAAGGGGGUGGUUCCUCAGGAGAACAUUUUCAAAAGGGGGCCAUGAAGUGCCCAUUAACAAAACAUUUUGUCUGAUCUUACUGUGUUCAUUCCACCCUUGGCUUUGAAGC